Messenger RNA from Cottoperca gobio, 2808 nucleotides. It is a transcript of the gene b3glctb, whose product is annotated as beta 3-glucosyltransferase b. Bases 119 to 1549 code for a protein of 476 amino acids. Gene Ontology annotation, cellular component: membrane. The transcript has 15 exons. The record is from RefSeq and is a predicted model, not a curated record. Gene Ontology annotation, molecular function: glycosyltransferase activity. Lineage: Eukaryota; Metazoa; Chordata; Actinopteri; Perciformes; Bovichtidae.
GCUGCACUAACAGCCACUAUAGUUGAGCUUUGCCAGUACAGGAAUGUAGCUAACCAGUUUCUCCAGUUCGCCGUGAAAAGACAGUGAUUUCAAACGAAAUACAGCAGCCACGGGAACCAUGUCACACCAUAAUGUGGUGAACGGAUGCAAACUGGUCGCUGUGCUUCUUCUUUGGCUUGGUGCCUCUGCUGGAGACAAACACGCAGGCCAUGCUCACGCAGCAGAGCACCUGGAGCGCACAGAACACAGCUCUGUUGGAUUGGAGGAGGUGGUGUUAGUGAUCCAGAGUCAGAGGAACUCCUUCCACGCCCGUCGAGCUGCUCAGAGGAAGGAGAAGAUUCUGCAUCAGGCGGCUGAGCUGGGACAGGGAGUUCCAGUUGUUGUUCUUCUCCACGAGCUGUCGGAGUAUGAAGGGGAUUGGAGUAUCCUCCCUGCGCUUCGUCAUCUCUCUGCCACUUAUGGCCAAUCAACAUCCUGGUUUUUCUUCAUUGAGGAGGAAACCAGCGUCACACUGUCCGCCCUGCUGCACGUCCUCCACAGAUAUCAAGUCCGAGAGGAAUGGUUUUUGGGUAAGCUUCUCCAUGACAACGAGGCCUCCAUUAUCCACCACUAUGCGUUCUCUGAAGACCCCACUUCCUUUAGUUAUCCUGACCCUGCCGCAGGCUGGGCUCUCAGCAUGCCGCUGCUCCAGAGACUCGCCGUGCGGCUCCAACACGAGAGUCUAAAGUCAGAUUUUACCAUCGACUUGAAACAUGAGCUUGCGUUGUAUAUUUGGGAGGCAGGUAAUGGUCCAAAGCUGACAGCAGUUCCAGAGUUUUGUACAGAAACGAGAGACAACUGUGCUACGACAUUUACAACCUACCUGCCCAACUGUGGAGAUCCCGUGUCGAAGAAAGACUUAUUUGUUGCUGUGAAAACAUGCCAAAAAUUCCACUCUGAGCGAGUACCAGUGGUGAAGGCAACCUGGGAGAAAGACGCUGGGUUUUUAGAGUAUUACAGCGAUGUCACCGACGCCUCCAUACCCACGAUCAGUCUGGGAGUGCCCAACACUGAGAGAGGGCAUUGUGGGAAGACGUUCGCCAUCUUGAGGCGGUUCUUGAACAAAGAAGUACCAAUGGCUGACUGGCUACUCAUUGUUGAUGAUGACACACUCAUCAGUUUACCCAGGUUGCGGCGACUGCUGCGUUGCUAUGACCCAAAGGAAGCAGUGAGCCUGGGGGAGAGAUACGGCUACAGCUUGCUCCAGAACGGAUACAGCUACACCACCGGAGGAGGAGGUAUGGUGCUCAGUCGGGCGGCCGUGUCCAGGCUAGUUUCCGGUGGUUGUCGCUGCUACAGUGAUGAUGCUCCUGAUGACAUGGUGCUGGGCAGGUGCUUCACUUCCCUAGGUGUUCCCAUCACACACAGUCCACUGUUCCAUCAGGCCCGACCGUAUGACUACUCCGAGACAUUGCAGCAGGCCAUCUCCUUCCACAAGCACUGGAACAUAGAUCCUGUUGUCGUCUUCAAACACUGGCUGCAGGACACGCACCCACGAGAUGAACUGUAGAAACACUGUCCGGCCAAUUUUACAAAGAAUGGAUUGCGGCUGCUGAUGGCGCCAUGAAUUACACAUGAGAUCAACCGCUCUCUGCCCCAUCUCAAGGUCAAGAUUCAGAAAAGGAAUUGCACUAAACAUAUUACGGCGCAAACGCACCCAUAAUGUUUUGCCGCUGAGUGCAAUUUGUCCUUUUUUUGCAUCUUAGUGCAAUUAACAAUGUGACAAAGUAUAAGUGUUGCCUUUGCACUAAGAGCACAGGAGGCAGAACAAUAGCAGAGAGAAAAAGACAAUUACAUAUUCAGACUGCAAGGUGUAGAGGCAUUCCUCAAAGCAGUCAAGGGCCUAGAGAAAUCAUAUUUAUUAGAGGUUAAUUUGCAUAGAAAGGGGACAAUUUUUAACCAAAUUCAUGCAUAUAACAUACAUUUCAAUAUGUGCUAAUAGCCCAGGAGCACCAAGGCUCUCUUUGCUUGGCAGCACAGUUAGGGCUGCAUUUCACCCUUUGCAGUUGCUUCUUAUUUGUGCAGGUAUAGUGGCUGCAAAAGCCACGCAAUCCUUUGUGAAUUUUCCCUUGAACUAAAGACAAGCGGUAGCCUGUGACGGUAUUGUCCAGAAAGACCUGGAAAACGUGCCCUGAAACAUAAUUUGGUUAGUGUGCUUUUGUUUAGCAGAUACGUUUACCAUUGUCAACAUUUUAGUGUAGCUCGGUCGCAUGCUAACAUUUGGUUGUUGACUUUACAUUUCUAAAGAAGUUGGAGGACUUCCUGUAGAACAGUCUCAGAGUCUUCCUACGUCUCGCAGCCAUUAUAGGGACUGAAUCUGAAAAUGCACAACAUUAACAUUAAGAAACAUUAAAAUACUAAAAAAACAACUAACACUACUAAGAGAGCUAAAAUACAAGCUAAGAAUAGAGACAAUUAACUAAAGCAAAUACAUUUAAAUAAAUUAAAGUAAUUUACCAUAGAAUUUAUAUAAGUUGUGUGUACAUGUUUUAUGUACUUGCUUUUUAUUUUGUUUACCACAUGGAAUGUGAUUAUGUCUCUCAUGGAGGUUUCAGUUUUGUAGAUUUUUUUAUCUGUAAACAGUAGAACUGUGUGUUUGUGGGUUAGUCGUCGGUGUGGACGGGUGCAAAAGUACUUACACUCACAGCUGGCAAGCCUGCGUUAAAAUGCCAUUUUCCAGCUGCUUUUAUGAAUAUAUAAAUGUUUGUGCAGGCUUACUGAAAACCUGUUAAAUAACCUGUUUUUAUGAUAUGAAAAUAAAAUAUUCAU